AUGGCUGCAGUGGAAUUGCAAGAAACCUCGAGACUAAUCAAAUACUAUCUUGAACUCUUUGCCUCCGAAAAAGCACAGCGCGCAGCUCUCUAUCAACCUACACCUUGGGAGUUACUUACCCCUCAAGAACAACGCGACCGCGCCCUUGCUCGUGUUCAACUCAACGAAGAAAAAAGAAUAGACAACCUGUUUGCCUUUAACGCGCUCAAACGCCAGCAUAAAAACCGUCGCCGCGAAUUAUUAGCAGAACUCAAAGCCAAAAGACUUGCGAAAAUGUCUGUUACCUCUAGUUCCAGCGCUGCUACUACCCCCGCUGCUCAAACCGCGGUUCAUAGCCCUAUCUCAGGUCCAACAACCCCGACCUGCACGGUCCCUUGCCCCCAGCCACUCGACCAAGGCGCAGCAAGUCAACUGGAGGAACGAGUCAACCGUCUCCGGUUGAUCACGAUCCAAAAGAAGAUGCAACCAGUCUUGGUCGAGAAACCGACCGGGGAGACAUUGGUCGAGAGCGACUCGGCUACAGCGACAACCGCUCAAGCAGCGGUUCCCAAAGCCCCCACCUUGGCUAUAGUCCCAGAAAAAGCCCCGAUAAUAGCAUCAGCGGAGCUAGCCUCGGACGCGAUGGACUUGGAUCCCCAAGCAUCGACCUCCUUGGCAAAUACCCAGCAACGCCGCAACUCGCCGGACGUGCGAGUCCUCUCGAAAGAGGAGAAAAUUCAGCUGCUAACGAAAGAACACAUUCUUCUUUGGAAGAAGUGCGAAGCAGCCCGACCGUCAGGCGCGACAGAGGAGCUCAAAGCACUCCUCUGUCAAGCCCAGGAGAGCCAGAAAGUUCUCCAGAAGUUAAUCCCCCGCAAGGAGCUAGAAGAAUUCGUCAAGGGCUGGAACCCUUGGACAAUCAAGAAAGAGCUCUAUCCCACCGCGCCGAAGAAAAACAAAGGCAAGAAGCGCUCCUCCUCCUCCAAAGGAGCGAAGGAACUCUACAACGACCCAAACCGUUGGAAACAGGUCAUGAGAGGUUGCAACACCCUCGAGGCGGCAUACCGCCACAUGGCGGAUUAG
Molecule: messenger RNA, 1062 nt
Organism: Puccinia graminis f. sp. tritici CRL 75-36-700-3
Lineage: Eukaryota; Fungi; Basidiomycota; Pucciniomycetes; Pucciniales; Pucciniaceae
Exons: 4
Coding region: 1-1062 (353 amino acids)
Source: RefSeq, a predicted model, not a curated record